Messenger RNA from Rhipicephalus sanguineus (brown dog tick), 5894 nucleotides. Its product is annotated as mucin-19. NCBI's taxonomy places the organism in Eukaryota, Metazoa, Arthropoda, Arachnida, Ixodida, Ixodidae. The record is from RefSeq and is a predicted model, not a curated record. The transcript is spliced from 7 exons. Bases 670 to 3369 code for a protein of 899 amino acids. Gene Ontology annotation, molecular function: DNA-binding transcription activator activity, RNA polymerase II-specific; protein binding; RNA polymerase II cis-regulatory region sequence-specific DNA binding. Gene Ontology annotation, biological process: positive regulation of transcription by RNA polymerase II.
UGUCAUUCGUCGUGUGGUAUUUUUUGUGUUUGUUUUGUUUCUCGUGUGGAGUUCUUCGAACGAGUGUCAGAAGAGGAACGAGUCGCUCCGUAACGACUGCUGCCCCGUUUGUGUAGUCACCGUGAUUUUCCGAAAAACGGAUGGUGUUUCGUGUUGACUAGUAAAAACAAGGACGUGCGCGCAUCGUUACGACGACCGCUGACGAUUCGAAAAACCGUGUCGCACCCCGCGCAUCCCAAGUGUUGUCGUCGUUGUCUUCGGUGCGAGUGAAAACUAUUGGGGAUCCUCGAAGCAUUCACGACGCCUCCUGGACAACUGUGUGAACGCGUUUUCUACUCGGACGAGGGAGAUGCUGUCAUCUCGAUUCAACUGAAGCCAGCUUCAGGCGACGACGGCAACGUCGACGGAGAAAGUGAUAUCGUCGAAUUUGUGUCAACGAAAGACAUCCACGUGACACUCAGCGACAGCCAUGUCUGUGGCUUUGCCGAUGGCUUCGGAGAAGCUCGUCGGGCCCCUGCGUUGAAAAUCCACAGGUGACGACGCGCGGUGUGAGCGCGCGCAUCCGUAUAAUCGGGCUUUAUUUUAGCGAGAGAGAGAGGCGAAUCGACGCGUAAUCGCGAAAAACGCGCGCGCGCUUUCAAGUGCGCCGUUGAGAAGGCAGCGGCAACAAUGUACAGGGACGGUGAAGUGAUCCUCGAAGUGGAAUGCGGCGGCAACAAGGGACUGCUGUACCUGUCCCGCCUGUGCCAGGGCUCGAAAGGGCCGUGCAUUCUCUUCAGGGAUACCUGGCUGACCCCGAACGAGUUCCAGUACGUGAGCGGACGUGAAACGGCCAAGGACUGGAAGCGCAGCAUUCGCCACCAUGGCAAGUCGAUGAAGUUGCUGCUGGCCAAAGGCGUGCUCUCGGUGCACCCGCCGGUCUGCGACUGCUCGGGCUGCAGGAUCGGAUCGCCUCUGCAGCAGUCUUUGGGCAGCACCGUUGGCGGCCUCCGCAGCGACCGGCUCAUCUCGUGCGGAGAGGCGGCCAAGCGAGCCGGAGGCCAGAGCCCCUCGGAUGGCCACAGCCUCGCCGCUGCCUCCGCCGGCGGGGCCGACGACAACGCCGAGCUGCAGGCCUCGCUGCAGUCCUCCUCAGCAGCCGCAGCAGCAGCAGUCUCAGCAGCAGUCUCGGCCGCGGCGGCGACCGCAGCGUCGUCUCCCGCCUCGCUGUUGGCGUCGCUGAACGCCGGGGCCGCCCUGCUUGCCGCCCGGCAGUCGCAGCAGCAGCAUCAUCAGUCGCCCAACCUCCUCCUCGGGUCCGCCUUCAACGCUAUGGAAGCGGCUCGCAAACACUCCCUAGCAGACAGCGCGAGUCCAGAGCCAAAACGCGAGAGCCGCCUCACGUCCAUCAUCGACCAGCUGCUGAUCAACAAGACCAAGGACUACUUGCAGCAGUGCAGCGACCUCACGAAGAACACCAACCACCACAGCAACAGCAACGACACUUCCCAGUCGCCGGCGCUUGAUCCAGGCACGCAUAGCAGCCAGCCUUCGAGCCCGCUGUCUCGCAACUCUGCCGGCACCGGCGCCGAGAACACCGACCGGCUCGAUAGCGACGUUUCGGACCGCCUCAGCAGCAGCAUCGCCUCGGGAUCCGAGGAAGAGCCGCUCGACAAACCGGCGGCGGCGAGCAGCGGCGCGACGAGCAACGGCGGUGUCGUGGGUGUCGGUCCGGCGGCCGGCGUGACGACGGCGAGCCGACGCAAGCGGUCGUCGGCGGCUGCGUCGCAGCUCCUCCCGGUCAACGGGACGGCGCUGUUGACGCACCCGGCCAGCGACAUCAAGGUGGAGAGGCUGUCGCCCGAGUCAGACACGGCGUCGCCACAGUCUUCGCCGUCUCCGGCGCGGGUGUUCCCGCCCGGACUCGGUUUCGUGUUGGGCCUGCGGCCGGGCCUCGUGCCGGGACACCCGUUCCCACCGGGAGUCAUCGCGGCCGCGGCCGCGCAGGCUGCCGUCGACAGGCAGACGCUGGCCGCGCCGGCGCUCAAGCAGGUGGAGAUGAUGACGAGGAACUACUCGGACUUCAUGAGGUCGCUUGCUGCCAAGUACAACAACCCGACAGGACAGGACGGGUUUGGUUUUAGCCCGAGCAAUGGAGCCGCGCCUCCGGGCCUGCUUCGAGGCUUCGAGCCUCCGUUCCCUUUCAAGGCGGCGGGAACGCCUCCGUUGCCCACGUCGGGUCGCCAGAGCGCGGGCCGAGACGGAGGCGGCGGUGGUGUCAACAACAACGCCGCGUCGCAUGCGGCCAACGUCGCCGGAGGAGGCAACGACUCCGACUCCGCGGUUCACGCGACGCCCAACCACGGCCUGCCGCCCCACCACGGAGGAGGCCCCGUCGUCUCCGCAGCGCAGCCGCGCGCCACACCACCCUUGAAGCCGUCUUCGGCCACGUCCUCCCCGCCGUCUUCGCUGCUGGAGCCGCAUCGAGGAAGCGCGCCCUUCAACCUCUCGGACUUCUCGUCGUCUCAGACACUGCUGAACCUCGUGAGGACCGCGAGCGCACAGAGCGCCUCCCAACUCGAGACCUAUCUCCGCGGCGCCGUCAAGAGACCGCAUGACGGGGAGCACGCGAGGGCCGACCCCCUGGACCUGUCUCUAGGCGGCACGGCAGUCAAAAGACCCCGAUCCACGGACAGCCCGCGGUCCUCCUCAGGCUCCAAGGAAGCUGGGGAUGGUGCGCGGACGCCUCCCCGCAAACAGGCGACGUCUCCGUGGCUCUUGCAAUUGGAGGGCGCCCGGGGAGCGUCCAAGUCGCCCAAGCUGCGUUGUGGCUCCGUCUGCUCGGACCAGGCGUCGUCGUUGCAUUCGCCAUGCAGCGGCGCCGUGGGUACGACUACGACCGAGGGCGGUCAGCAGCAGCAGCAGCAGCUGGUCGCCAAGUGGACAGUCGACGAUGUGGUCCAGUUCGUCGCCUCCGUCGAGUCCUGCCAGGAGUACGCCGAGAAAUUCCGUGAGCAGUCGAUCGACGGCACGAGCCUCCCUCUGCUGACCGAGGACCACCUGACCGUCUACAUGGGCAUGCGACUCGGGCCGGCGCUCAAGCUGCGUACCACGCUGGCCAAGAUGACGGGCCGCUGCACGGUGUGUAUGCAUUGCAUCCACUGCCACGGGGAGGAGAACGACCGGCGCUCGACGUUCUCUGCGUCGCCGGCCUCGACGCCGGCAGCGACCGCCCCCGCCACGGCUUCUUCCGCGGCGGGCUCCUCCGCCGCCGCACCGCCCCCGGCACCGGGCACCCCCGUCGCGGCGAGUACGCCCCCCGCUCCCCCGUCCGCGACGCCACCCAGGGCGUCGCCAGCGCCCGCUCACUCGCCGGCGUCGAGCAAGUGAGCUUCACAAGCACGGUCUUCACGCAUGCAGCCAUUGGAAGAGAGUCCCUUUGCUCACCACCAAGUCCCCGAAAGGAAAGAAAGAUACGCGUCUGUGUGCUCAAGGACCGGAAAAAGCAUCCGUGCGCGUUGUGUGUGCGCGCGCGUGCGUUGUACACUGGCAGCUUGAGCGAACGGCGCCACCGUCUCAUCACCCUCCUGCCCAGAAGUCAGACAAGUGUCUAUCUCUCGCCCCACAACGCGAACUCAAUAAAGCACGGACUCUCUAUCUUCUCCUAUGGCUCACUCGAAAGCCGGAGGAGAAAUUCUUCUCGUCAAACCGAGACAGAAGCGGUAGCAGCGUCAGGGCUGGUGCGGCUUUUCGCUCGCUACGCGCGUCAGCGAUCUCCGUCUCAUCUCCUCCCGACCAUCGUUGCUGGCGAAGACCACACAAGUCAACGCGGCGCGUUCGCGUUGUGGAACGUUGCGUACCCCAUCCUGGCGACCUCGUGAACCACUCACUGCUUUUGUUGCCGUUGCACCCUCAAUGUUUGUGCGCGCCCUGCCUCGGACAAACUUUCUUUCCCUCACCUGUACGUCCACACAACGUCGACGGGGACCCCGCCCACAGCAGACUCCUUUCGCGGCUCAAAGACAAAGUUGAAUUGUGUGCCGGUGCGACAGGACGGGAACAGUCAGACCGACGGCGUCGCAUUUCCGGCGUGUCACUGCAGAAUGGACACUGAACUGUGCCGUUCUGUCUGCGCCGCAGUCUUGUGCGCGGGUCUCUUAUUCUUGCGGGGUUGAUGUCCCGCGCUUGUGUCGCGCAUGUUCGAACCGAUCGGUUGCAACGCACGUCCGAACCGUUCACGAGAAGGCCGCGCGCGCUGAGUGCGAGCACGUCACGAAUCCUUCUACGCGUCUUGCCCUUCCGCAGUCCUGGUACACGUAGAGGCCGAGGACGUCCACGAUGGUUUGGCGAAAGCAUCGCUCAAUCGCCUUAUUCUUUUUUUUUUUCUUAAGGCCGGGGUGAAAGUGACGGCCUUAUAAUUUAUUCAACCCGAUCUCGGAGUUAGCGAAGUUCUCACUCUCUCUCUCUCUCUCUCUAGAUAUACGUGUCCUAAGCAGCACACAAAAAGAGCCCGCUCGCGAAACUAAACGGGGGCAGAAGAGACACAAUUCCACAACCCUUUCCCGUAUCCGUUUGUCCCCCCUGUCAGGUCGCUGCGUCAACUUUGUUACGUUUCCUUUAACGCAAUGCUCAACGUUGACCAUUUCUUUAUACUGUCCCGGUGUCGCGUACGCGCUCGUCUCGUGAUCUCGCGUCGUCGUGCGAGCGUGCGCGGAAGAAGUUGAGGUUGACACAUACACACACAUACAUUGACGUCCGGGGUAUUCUCCGCGACAUCUAACGACAGGACGACUUACACUAGACUGUCCGGCACAUCGUGACUCCUCGGCAGGGGGGAUAUCAAGGCGGUAUAAUAAUACAGGAAGCUUUAUCGUAAGUCACAGGAAAUGGGAGUCUCGCGGUAUAGUUGUACGAGACCGCGCUCAGGCGAGUUGGAGAGAACAGACCCUCAGCGACGACAAGAAGUAAUAAUUUCAAUAAUUAUCAUAAUAAUAUUUACGAUGGCGAUGGUAAUAAUCCUCGCGUACGUUUCGCGUUGCUCUGUAAGGAGUGGUGACCGCAUCAUCACGCUGUGACUGCGAUAUCUUCGGGAGGCCCGGUGUCAUGCGUAACUCUGUAUACCGCGUGUGGCGGCGGGCCUGUCGCCUUCACUAUUCAUUCCACGAAGAAAAAAAAAAAAUCUCGUUUUUUUUUUUUUUGUUCUCUCUCAAUCCUUUUCUUUAUUUGCUAGUUUAUUUUCGUGUUCCUUUCGGUUUCUUAAAAAGGGUUCUACCUUCGCUCGUGAGUCAACGGUGUUAUUUUUGUUUUUUUAGUGUGUCUCUCGUGUCACGCGUGUUACACAUUCAUGAGCAUGCUUGUUAAUCCGCACGCACCUUUUUUUUUUUUUUUUUUCACGUGCAUGUGGUCGGAAAACAUCCCCCGUUCUAAGAGUUGAAGAAGAAAAAAAAAAAUGUCCUCACAUUCUCUAUAUCGUCGCACCGUUGCUCCGAGCGAUGUGCGUGCGAACUAUUCAAACGGAUCCCGUGGUUAUAAGAUGUUCGCGUCGUUUUGAAAAGUGUGAUUAUCUCAAAAAAAGAGAACCAUAUUUCACCCGCUGAUUUGUUCAUCUUAUGCGAACUGUUGAGGUGUGUCGAUGCUUUGUGUACCAUUUGCGGGGGAUCGUGUGUGUACGUGUGAGCUUCGCCUACCGCCCGUCCUUUAUGAUCCAUCAGAGCUGUGUGUUCUCAUAGGUGUCUCUCUGACAGUUUUUCUUUUUUGUACUUUUUUUUUGUAAUUCUCUUUCGCGCUUGGUGAUCUCAUUCUAGUCAUAACCGAUCCUGAAAAAUGACAUAUGUGACAUUGUUUUACGGAGCAAACGAGUGCUACUUUUUUAUGUGUGUGUGGCGAGUCGAGGUUUUAUGCUUAUUUUUCAUAUA